CAUCGGAGUGUCACGUGUUCAGUGCAGCUCGGAGCAGGACAGGGACUCGGCUGCGGGGAUACGAGCACGCGCUGGCGUUGUUUUUGUGUCGAGGGACGGAUAUAUAUUCCGCUUUAAAGCUGAUGAACGGGAUUCUGUGCGCUUGGGAUUGACUUUCUGUGUCGGAUUUGUGCACGCGUGACUUCAGCGUGCGGGUCUCGCGCUCUCCCUGUGGGAUAAAUGGUGUCUUACGCAGACGGCGCUUGUUUUGAUAGUGCUUACGGAACUCCGGACUGAAAAGAGACUUUUCAUUCUUCUCCAUCUUCUUCUUGAUCUUCGUCUCCUUGCAAACAACUCUACGGUACCCUCACACAAGUAUCACGUAAAUAAUGGAUUAUUCAAACUUAUUUCAAAUGAAAAACUACAUUAUUUUGGUACAGAAUGGACCUUAGUGAGGUCUUUUGAGUGCUUGUUUUGGCAUGGGCUGCUAAGCUAGCUUAGCCAUUUGAAGAAGAAGGAAAAAAAACUUUGCUGAAAGAGCAAGCGGUACGAGCGCGUUAUUUAUUUAUUUUUUUCUCAAUGGAAAAAAAGUUUGAUUUCGUUUCCCUUUUCCCAUUUUUAAGGAGAAAUUUUAUGCAAUCCUAAAAAAAAGAGCAUUUUCCCCACUCAUAAAAUGGCAAGUCCGUCUACAGAGAAGGCUUGUUUUUCGGAUGUGAGAAAGGUGGGUUAUUUAAGGAAACCCAAAAGCAUGCACAAAAGGUUUUUUGUUCUGCGAGCUGCAAGUGAUACCGGCCCUUCCAGGUUGGAGUACUACGAGAAUGAGAAAAAAUGGAGACAUAAGUCUGGGGCUCCAAAAAGGUCAAUCCCACUCGAGAGUUGCUUCAAUAUUAACAAAAGGGCGGAUUCCAAAAACAAAUACCUCGUGGCUCUUUACACCAAGGACGAAUACUUUGCAGUCGCAGCAGACAACGAGCAGGAGCAGGAUGCAUGGUAUGAAGGCCUGGUAGACCUCCACAACCGAGGGAAGGUCCACGAAAGUGCCAGGAGCAACGGCGUCGGAGAUGAUAAUUAUGGAGAGACUACACCCGGGCCCGCCUUCAAAGAAGUAUGGCAAGUUAUACUGAAACCAAAGGGACUUGGACAGACCAAAAACUUAAUCGGAGUUUACAGACUGUGUCUCACAAAUAAGACUUUGGGUUUCGUGAAACUCAAUUCUGACGCUGCAGCGGUCGUUUUGCAGCUCAUGAACAUCCGAAGGUGUGGUCACUCAGAGAAUUUCUUUUUUAUCGAAGUCGGGAGGUCUGCAGUGACGGGACCUGGGGAAUUUUGGAUGCAGGUUGACGACUCUGUUGUGGCUCAGAACAUGCAUGAGACUAUCUUGGAGGCAAUGAAAGCCAUGAGUGAAGAGUUUCGACCCCGUAGCAAAAGCCAGUCGUCUUCCAACUGUUCCAACCCCAUUUCCGUGCCGGUGAGAACGAGACAUCAUCACAACAACCCUCCUCCGAGUCAGGUUGGGUUGGGAAGGCGUUUCAGGGCUGAAAGUGUGACGGCGACGUCUCCAGCCGGCCCAGGCAGACACAGCCAUUCGUUCAGAGUAAGGGCAUCCAGCGACGGAGAAGGAACCAUGUCUAGGCCGGCAUCUGUAGACGGGAGCCCCAGUAGUCCAAGAUCAUCUAGGUCACAGUCUCAAAGACACAGGGGUAGAUCCAGGCUGCACCCACCUCUAAACCAUAGCAGGUCCAUCCCCACACCAUCAUCGCGAUGCUCCCCAUCAGCUAUCAGCCCUGUAAGUCUGUCCUCCAGCAGCACUAGUGGACAUGGGUCCACUUCUGACAGUCUUUUCCCCCGACGCUCCAGUGCCUCUAUAUCGGGGUCGCCCAGUGACGGAGGCUUUAUCUCCUCCGAUGAAUACGGUUCCAGUCCCUGCGACUUCCGAAGCUCCUUCCGCAGUGUGACCCCUGACUCAUUCGGACAUACCCCUCCUGCCAAGGAAGAGGAUUUGAAUAACUAUAUAUGCAUGACCAAGUCUGGUUCGCUAACUAGUACUGGGAGCCAGUCUAGAGGAACACCAUCUCAUAUGGAUGAGCCAGACUUGGAGAAAUGUUUCAGAAAAAGGACUCAUUCUUCUGGCACCCUGUCACCCUCUGCUACAUGCCACCAAACAACGCCUUCACAGUCACCUGCCGUGUCUCUGGAAGAAUAUACAGUGAUGACACCGACAUUCAGUCGCAGCCGAUCUGUAUCGUCAUCAUCACCAUUGAUAUAUCGGAACUUGUCCACAAAUUCCUAUCCUGAAGAAUGCUUGGACAUGCCAACAGCGGAAGGUGGCAGUGAAUCUAGUCAGAAGGACGACGGCUACAUGCCAAUGUCACCAGGUGUAGCCCCUGCGGUGGUAACAGGAAAUGGCGGAGACUACAUGCCUAUGAGUCCGAAAAGUGUCUCAGCCCCACAGCAGAUUAUUAACCCACGACAGCACUCACGAGUGGACUCCAAUGGCUACAUGAUGAUGUCACCGAGUGGUAGCUGUUCUCCAGAUGUUUCUGCAAACUACAGAAAGAUCUGGACCAAUGGCAUUAACCCAACUCUGUCUGUAGAGAGCACAGAGGGAAAAGUGUCCUCAUGUGGAGACUACAUAAACAUGUCUCCUGCUAGCGGCUCAACCACUGGUACGCCACCAGACUGCUACUUCAACCCUGUAGAUGAGCUGCCCAGGCCGGCAUAUGCCUACUACUCUCUACCCCGUUCCUUCAAACACGCCAACAGGAAGCAAGACCAAAGCCCCUUGCGGCUGUCGCUUGGCAGCGGUCGCUUGGUUUGCGCUGACUCUUCCUCAUCCUCGGCUAGCAGUGACAGUUUGGGUGGUCAGUGUAAUUCACAACAACCUUCUGUCAGGCCCAAAAGGUCAGAGGUUAAUUCUAGGCUGGCACGACCAACAAGGCUGGCAUUGGAUGCUAACAGAGCUAGCACUCUACCACGGAUGCGCGAAAGCCCUUUCCCAAGUGAGCCCAAAAGUCCAGGAGAGUACGUCAAUAUCGAGUUUAAUGACAAAGCCUUUUCAGCGAGCAUAGCAUCACUGUUUUCACCUGUGUUUGCUGGUAACGGAGCCGAAGUCCUAUCGGAGCCGACUUCUUCCGACUACAUGAACAUGCAGGUGGGUUCACAAAGCUUGCUCUCACAGUCUAUAAAAUCCACGUCCAGUUCCUCAGACUACGCCAUCGUCGGUCCCUCAGAAAACUUGGCCUCCUCACCUCACCUGCCGUGUGAAAGUAUUCGCGAACGUGACUACAUGAGCAUGCAACUAGGCUCCUACUCUACAGCCUUUCCUGAUUCCCAGAGGACGCUUCAAAACACUUUGUUACGAGACCCGGAAGUCUUGCUCUGCUCCGAGUCACACAAUGAUGACAUCUCAACAUUAGGUGCAGCUCCUGGGAGGCCUGUGCUUCUCGGUCCUUUGACGGAUCUCAGUGCCUUUUCCCGGGUAAACCCGAAUGCAACGAGAAACCAGGGUGCCAAAGUGAUCCGGGUCGACCCCCAAGGCCGAAGACGGCACAGCUCAGAAACGUUUUCCUCUACGACGACCAAAGGGGCCGUAAGCACAGCCACGGGAUUUCAGUCAGAAGAUGUCAAACGCCACAGCUCUGCGUCGUUUGAGAAUGUUUGGCUAAAGCCUAUUGAGUCGUCCACCUCCACCACCACCACUGCUGCUGGCACGGCAUCCGGCGUUGACUCCCAGAACCAAAUUGACCUGAACUAUAUUGAUCUGGAUCUGGUGCAGAACCGAGAGCCACUCGUUCAGGAUUGGAGCUCCAGCUUCCAGACACGGCAGGUGGACCUGGGAGCUGUAGGAGCAGUGGAGGAAUCGAGCGCCUAUGCUAGUAUAAACUUUCAGAAAGCAGAUGACACCAGAGGAAACCUCACUUAUAGAGAAGAAUGAAAAGCAGCUACUACUUCAUACCCAUCAAGUCUCUCUCUCUCUCUCUCUCUCUCUCUCUCUGUCUCUCUGUCUCUCUCUCUCUCUCUCUCUCUCUCUGUCUCUCUCUGUGUGACACUCCAUCAGCCUGAUCGAACCGGACCUCAGCUUCUUCUCAUCUGUAACCCGGACCUCACAGCGCACACUGGGACCUUACAGAAUGCUGGCUUUUUACAGAUCUGCAGUUCUCAUGAAAGCUGGAGUCCUCAGGGCCUGGGGUCACAUGACUAAACCUCAGAGUGACCGUACUGAUCAGAGAUCAGCGUAGUUGCCUUUUCGUCGCUUAACAAGUCAGGAAUAAAACAUGCAUGCUUGGUGCAUUUUAUUCCUCUUCUGCUACAGCAUUACAAAUUGUAAUUAAUUAACGUAUGAACUUAGUAAUGUGGAAGGUUUUACUUCCCUUCAUCAGCGUCUCUCUUUUCACCGUUACAGAGCGUAGCUUUAAAUAAUCAUCAAUGUUGUCACACUGACGCAUGCGGAAAACAGUGACUGCAGUCGGUGCUAGAACAGGAGACUACUUCCCAGAAAUGAUAAACAACACAGAGAGCAUCACCAUAUCAGUGAUAGUACAAUAAUAAACAGCAUGUUAAUUGUUUAAAGUCAUGUUACAUUUAAUCAACACCUUCUAGCCAAUCGGAUCAGAGAAUUUCUGAGUAAGAGUUGAUCUCGGAUCAGUACAUUGCUUGAGAUUUUCCUCGUCUGGCUUCGUUGUUCAGACCUCCUCACUCUGUAGCUGAUAUUUGGUGGUACAAACAUUUUCUAAACAAGGGUACAGGAUGUUUGCUCCAGUGGUGCUUUUACUCAUCCAUGCUUAUAGCGAUAUUUAUGGUAUUUAUGUCACUGGUGGUACAGGUGUUAGAAAAUACAGGUACAGAGAAAUCAUCUUUGAAUCGUUUCUGCAUAAUUCAGUGUUUUGUUUUUUUUUAUUGAUGGUACGCAGUUUUUCAUAGUUCAGUUGUGCUUUUCUACCAGAUCCGGCACAUUUCCAGUAGCGAAUCCGUACAUCACGGGUGGACAAAUCAGAAAUGUAUUUACCAGGCCCAAUGAGGUUCCAGUGUGCUGAUCAGUUCCAUGCAGAUUAGUGCACUAGCGUAAGUGGUAGCUAAGCUAAUAUAGUACAGUAUGGUUAGCUAGGUUGCUAGUAGAUUAAUACAGACAUAUGACUUUGAGUAUUCUCCAAAGUCACAAAAAAUACUCAGUUUUUCAAAUCAUAUAAUAAUUGACUUUUUAAUGAAUUGUGUUAAGUUUAUAAAAAAAUAAUUUACACAUUUAAUGAAUAAUUUAUGAAACUGACUUUCAAAAAACUAGUUCCAGAAAUUAAGACAAAUGGACAAAAAGAAUGGCAUUAAUCAGUUAGUGUGUGUGUGUGUGUGUGUGUGUGUGUGUGUGUGUGUGUGAUGGGAGUAGGAGUAGUAGCUGCUUUACUGGAAGUUUUACUGUUUACUUGUCAAUUUUACCUUUUACGGAGCUUUACCUGUAAACCGGCUUGGCCGAGAACACACUUUUUGCCAUUUUCUCAAGUUUGAUCAAAAUGUAUAAAAAAAAAUUAGAGAAUUUUCGAAAUCCCUCGAAUUCUUAGUUUUUAGCUAAUGAAAAUAUUAACAUUUUUAAUAAAGAUAAAAAAAUAGAUAAAUAAUAGAUAAGAAUAGGUAAAUAAUAGAUAAAAAUAGAUAAAUAAUAGAUAAAAAUAGAUAAAUGAGCCACACAUCUGAUUCUGUCCUCAUUACACAUAAUUGAUGUUAUUUAACGGACUGAUUUCUUUUUGCUGUCAGAAUGUAGCAGUAGUCCACACGUGCUAAUGAUAAACAUUUGAAAACCUUUUAUAGUUAUCGGCCAGAUCUCAGUAACAGUGUGUAGCGUAUGUAUCCAAUGAAAAGUUGUUUUCUUUCUUUUCCUGUUUGUCGAACCUGUUUGUCAGCUUGGUAACUAAAAACAUCUUCGCCAUGAAACCUUCCCAUCCUGGUCUGAUUCGAUUCUGAUUUGUCCACCCUCGACAUGCUGCCAACACACACCACGGUGUGACCCACUUCAUGUCUCUCCUUUCCACGGGUGGUUUUAUUUCAUCAGAAGCAUGUGGUUAUUUUUGGCUCUUGUUCUUCCAGACUACUCCGAGGAUCCACUGUCGUAGCUACUCUGUCUGAUGCAGUAGAUGCUCUUCAGGUCUUUUACUUGUCAGGACCCUCGGCAACCACAACUACCUACAGUACACACGAUCGCUGCUAUACGACAUGAGGGCACGAAGGCAUACCAAGCCAUGUGCAAUUUUCCUUUGUUCAAGCGCACAAAAAAAACAGGUGGAUAAAAGUCAUUAGUAUUGUCACAGCCAAUCAGAUCAUUCGUACCUUUUUCAACAGAUUGGGUGAAUUGUCCGAGGUUUACACGUACAUUAUCCAGGGUGUAGUGGGUCCGGUCGCCUGCAGAUACCUGUAAUUAUAACACUAUCCUUUAACUCAUUUAGAUCUCUCUCACACACACACAGGCCUAUCCGAUCUCGCACAUGGUACAAAUGUAACUGGUACGAAACUUAUUUUAAGAUUAUUUAAAGGCAACACAGAAGAUUCAGGUUAUCUUCGUAGAUAGCUUCAUGGUUAUGAAAUCUGAAAUCGAACAAUUCCAAGGGUCAGGAACUCGUCUCCUACGUCCACUGCAGUAACACCACACCUUAAACAGGGACUAAAGUUCCUCACAUGAUGGCUGUGUAGGAAAUAAAAUGCUAAAUGUGACCUAAUGGUCAUCACUAGCAUGAGUGUUUGUUGACAGAUUUAAUUUUGUAAAAUUGUCGUCAUUUUUUUUUUGCAGAGUACAUUUCUUAAUCAUGUCCAUUUAGAAAAUUGCGAGCGAACAGAACGAACAGUACUCUCGGUACGUUGUGAUUAAUACGCAGUCUGGUUAGCGGUUUGAACCCGAGUGAUAAGGACUGGCCCUUGCAGUAGAACCAGUCUGCGAUUUAUUCUGUGCCGCUCUUCAACCCGGGAAGCCAGAACAUGUUUGCAAUUUUUUUUUAAUCUUAUUUAUUAUUAUUUUUUUUUUUUUUUUUAAAUUUCAUUUUAUUUUUGCAUUAACAAUCUUUUCCUGUGACAUGCUCUCCAUGUCUACAAGAAUUAAGACAUUUUUUAUUAUUAUUAUUAUUAUUAUUAUUAUUAUUAUUAUUAUAAAGGUCUCAAAGUGUCAUACUUGCUGCUGAUGGGUGAAAAACAUCAAGAACAAUCUGUAAAUUAUUGAAUAUAAAUGUGCCAUUUGUAAUUUGUGUAUUUUGUGUAAUUAACAUUUCAUGUGUUUUUUUGUUUUUUUCCCUUCUUUGCCUCGUGCCUUGAUAUGCAGUCCAUGUGGAAUUUGGAAAUGUUCUCUGAUCUUAAGUCAAGUAUAAUCUGUUCGUUUUGGGAAAAGUUUUCAACUCAUGGACAAAAACAAAAAAAAACAAACAAGGUAUUUACCUAACAAGUGCAGAUGAUGUAACCUACUCUGGGAACUUUCUCGUCCCUACACAUGUCCCGUCUACACUCUAACCUGUCUUCCACUGUAUAUACUGUAUUGUAAAAAAAAAAAAUAAAACAUUAGUAACACACA
Molecule: messenger RNA, 7516 nt
Organism: Hemibagrus wyckioides
Lineage: Eukaryota; Metazoa; Chordata; Actinopteri; Siluriformes; Bagridae
Gene: irs1
Product: insulin receptor substrate 1
Exons: 2
Coding region: 653-3913 (1086 amino acids)
Biological process (GO): insulin receptor signaling pathway
Cellular component (GO): plasma membrane; cytosol
Molecular function (GO): phosphatidylinositol 3-kinase binding; insulin receptor binding
Source: RefSeq, a predicted model, not a curated record